UGUCACAUGUCAUGUGAGUUAUUGUUUAUUUAUAUGAGAAUUUGUUAUAAUGGAAUAAAUAAGUAGGAAUCUUCGAAGUUUCAAAAUGACUUGACGUCAAUUUUCUAUAAAGACCAGAGUAAAAAUAACUAGUGACAUUUCCAAAAUGUUUCACAAAACUGAAAACUCCAAAGGGAACUUUUUGGAGCAAACCAAAGCAGCCAGGGAAGAGAGGGCCCUUGAAAAACGAAAAGAAUCAGCUGCUACACUUAUCCAAGCUAAUGUCAGAGGAUGGUUGUGUCGUCUGAAAUUUGCACAAAAUAUUCUAAUCCAAUUUGAUAGAAUUAUUCCCGAUGUUCCUGAAGACUCCUCCAAAGGAAAGUUUAAACCAGCUAUAGAAAUCUACCACCAGUCACGAAAAUUGCUUCUGGUUUGGAGAAAAGAAAGAGACAAAGAAAGAUUCGCCAGACUUUGUCGAUAUCUAGUAGCCACUCUUGACAGUGACUCUCCCAAAUUCAGCUUCGUAGGUGUGGCUCUAAACAAAGACCACGUCAUACGUUGGAUCUCACAUAUGAACGAUUUAUUGUGGAACUGCUGUGAAUAUUUAAAUGAUCUCAAGCCUGAGUUUGCAAGCGACAUGAAAAGUAUCGUAUUGUAUUUGCACGUGCUGGUCGCGUUUACAAGUACAAGUACUUGGACAGUGUUGAAGAACAAGAAUAUGGAGGUACUGAGGUCCGGUAUGAACCAACUGUGCUCCAAUCUGAUGGGGCAACUGUUUCACAAGGGAUUUUAUUUAGUAUUGAAGAAUUUGCUCUUGAAAGGGCUGGGACGGACAAAAAUCGCAUUCAAAAAUGUGUCUCUUUCAGCUAUUUUAACUCUCUCACUCAGGCCUUUGGUUGCAGCAAACUACUCGGAUAAACUUAUGACAAUAUUUUUAAUCAAUAUUUUGUCAGUUCCAGGGCUUGUCCAACACUUGCAGACUAUUUCAGCAGAGUCCAUUGUUACAAUCAACAACCACAAGUUAUUUUCCAGAAGUUUGGAAUUACUUUCUAGUCAACAGUCAAUGAGAAUCGUCUUCAAUACCUUAGAAGGAAGUUAUGCAUUGUGCCUGCUUGCAAAUUUGAUACAAUUGGCAUAUAUCGAGAGACACACCACCCUUAGGGAAAUAUGUUUUCCUACAUUCACGGUCGUAGUUACUGGUUUAUUGGAAAGCUGCCAGAACUAUGUAGUUAGUAAACAGUCGACUCUCACCCACUGGCACCCGGUUCUUGGUUGGUUUGCUCAACCCAUGGAUCCUUCCCUUCAUGCUGCAAUGGAUCACAUCAAGGUUCAGCUCCAUCUCUUGUGGAAUGUUGAAAUCGUACAGAUUCUUCUAGGCAAUUCAUUAGCAGAGUUAGUUUCUGGCUCAGAACCUCCUGGACAGAGCCUAAGCCCAACCUUAACCACUUUCAGCGGAUCUAAUUUUUUCAAAAAAGUCUUGGAAAGCAGAGGAAAUCGAAUGACUACUCAGAAAUCCUACAGGGCUCUUGGCAGUCCCGAAGUUCAUCGGAUAGUCCUGAUCUGUUCCUUGUAUCAUACGGCUUUGAACACUUUGACACAGUUGCAACUGGAUAUAUUAACAGGUCUGUGUUAUCAGAACUCUAUACUGUAUGAUUUGUGGUUAUUUCUGUGUUCGUUGGGCCCCAAUUGUGGCAUAAAACCCUUUCUCGAUCACCUAGCAUUCAAUACCAAGUGCUCAGCUCCGGAGUUUCAGAUGCUGCAGUUGUUUGCGGACUGCAUGUCACAUUAUGUUACGAUAUUGGAUGAUAUGGAAAUGUACGAGCAACAGAAUCCAUUCAAACUGACUGACUUUGUCGCUAUGUCAAACUUUUUCAACAUUUUUCUGUACAAGGCUGUGCUGGGCAAUCUUUUUGAUUUCAAAACAAUCCAAACCAAUUCUCUCUUCAACUCUCUCCACACGAUCCUCAUGCUGUUGUAUCGAAGAGAUUGCAGACGCAACUACACUCCUGAAGGUCACUGGCUGAUAAAGGAUAUUAAAGUUUCUGGUUUCAUAGCAGAUUUGGAAAAGGGACGUCGGGGACCGCAACUACUUCUGCAGACCAUGCCGCAUGUCUUACCUCACGAGGAUAGAGUCAGACUCUUCAGGAAACACAUCAACAAUGAGAAGACUGUGCUGGGGCUAACGGAGUCUGCCUGUGCUUCUCCGCAGUCUACUUUGAUCACGGUGCAUAGGAACAGAAUUGUCGAAGAUGGCUAUCGACAAUUAGCUCUCUUGCCCUCUCAAUCCCUAAAGGGAGUGAUCAGGGUGAGGUUUAUCAAUGAGCAAGGUCUCGAUGAGGCUGGCAUAGAUCAGGACGGAGUUUUCAAAGAAUUCCUCGAAGAGAGCAUCAAAAGAGUGUUCGACCCUUCUUUGAAUCUCUUCAAAGCUACCAGUGAGGAACGGCUGUAUCCUUCGCCUACAUCUUCUGUCCAGGACAACCACCUGCAGCUAUUCGAAUUCGUAGGAAGGAUGCUGGGUAAAGCUGUGUAUGAGGGCAUCGUGGUAGAUGUGCCUUUCGCGUCAUUUUUUCUCAGCCAGGUCUCAGGUCAGACGACUCAAGUUCUGUACAGUUGCGUGGACGAGUUGCCGUCUCUGGAUCCCGCACUGUAUCGAAGUCUGAGCUACGUUAAACACUACGAAGGAGAUGUAUCGGAUCUAGAUUUAACUUUCAGCGUGGAUGAUGACACUAUGGGGAAAAUAGUGACCCACGAGCUGGUUCCUGGUGGUAGAGCUGUGCAAGUUACGAAUGAAAAUAAGAUAAACUAUAUCCAUUUGAUGGCUCAUUUCCGGAUGCACGUCCAAAUCAAAGAGCAAACGGCCGCUUUUAUACGCGGGUUCAGAUCUAUAAUCAAUCCAGAAUGGUUGACACUUUUUUCAACGCCAGAGUUGCAACGCUUGAUAUCUGGAGAUAACGUGCCGUUGGACUUGAAAGAUUUGCGAAAAAAUUGCCAGUACUAUGGUGGAUUUCAUGAUUCGCAUAAAGUUAUAGGGUGGUUGUGGGAUAUUUUGGAAAGGGAUUUCAACAAGGAGGAAAAAGCAAUGUUCUUGAAGUUUGUCACUAGUUGUUCCAAACCUCCUCUACUGGGCUUCGCACACCUGGAGCCCCCCUUUUCUAUCAGAUGUGUUGAAGUUGCAGAUGAUGAGGAUACUGGAGACACAAUCGGUAGUGUAUUCAGAGGAUUCUUCACCAUACGAAAAAAAGAUCCCCAAAACCGCCUGCCGACCUCAUCGACCUGUUUUAACCUGCUGAAGUUACCAAACUACCAAAAGAAAAGCACGCUUCGCGAGAAAUUGAGAUACGCCGUGACUUGCAAUACUGGUUUCGAACUAUCCUGAGCCAAAAGUCCCGUAAAAAUCCGCGAUGGCUGAAUUUCGGAAUUGACUUUGAUGUCAUAUCAGUUUUAUACACCUCUUGGGCUUAGUUUUUAUAAAAAUUUUCGUAGCGUGUGA
Messenger RNA from Leptinotarsa decemlineata (Colorado potato beetle), 3469 nucleotides. Its product is annotated as ubiquitin-protein ligase E3B. Gene Ontology annotation, molecular function: ubiquitin protein ligase activity; protein binding. Gene Ontology annotation, biological process: protein polyubiquitination; ubiquitin-dependent protein catabolic process. The record is from RefSeq and is a predicted model, not a curated record. Lineage: Eukaryota; Metazoa; Arthropoda; Insecta; Coleoptera; Chrysomelidae.